AUGUCAAAGGUUAUCCGCAGCGUCAAAAAUGUAACCAAGGGCUACUCAUCCGUCCAGGUGAAGGUCCGGAACGCGACCAGUAAUGAUCCAUGGGGACCGACAGGGACGGAGAUGAGCGAAAUCGCUCAAAUGACCUUCAAUUCGUCGAACGAGUUCUACGAGAUAAUGGAUAUGCUAGACAAACGGUUGAAUGAUAAAGGAAAGAAUUGGCGGCACGUUUUGAAAGCUCUCAAGGUCCUAGAUUACUGCCUUCACGAGGGAUCCGAACUGGUGGUCACUUGGGCACACAAGAAUGUCUACAUCAUCAAGACCUUAAGGGAAUUCCAGUAUAUCGAUGAAGACGGCCGUGACGUUGGACAGAAUGUUCGAGUUUCUGCAAAGGAGCUAACAUCACUUAUCCUUGACGAAGAGAGACUGCGUGCGGAGCGUAGUGACCGUAGGAACUGGAAGUCAAGAGUGACUGGCAUCGAUGAAUACCAGCCUCAGCCUCACCAUGACCAAUCCCGAAGCCGACCAACACGUCCUCACCGAGCUCAACGCGCCGACGAAGAAGAUGCCGAGUACAAGCUUGCUAUUGAGGCUAGCAAGUACCAGGAGGAGGAAGAUCGUAAGAGGCGCCAGAGCCGGAAUGGAGAGCCUGACGAUGAUGAUCUGGCAAAGGCCAUCAAGUUGAGCAAGGAAGAGGAAGAGCUACGGAGGCGAGAGCUGGAGGAGCAAAAUGCUGCGUCUCUUUUUGAUGACGACCCUAUUCAAACUGCUCAGCCUACGGGAUUCAACCAAGGAUAUCAGCAGCAAACACAGGUGGACUGGGCUGGCAAUCCGAUUGACGCCAAUAUGCAGCAGCAGCAACAGACCGGCUACUUGGGAACCAUGUACAACGGGAGCUUCCAACAGCCACAGCCAACCGGCUACCAGAAUGGAUACUUAACCGGGUUCGCAGCUCAACCUACUGGCUUCGAUCCAUAUGCGCAACAGCAGCAAUUGCAGCCACAGCAAACCAGCUUCAAUCCCUACGGCCAGCAGACCCAAUUCCAACAACAACAACCCCAGCAGCAACCGCCUGAACUUGUCGUUCCCGCCAACACGAACAACCCGUGGGCGACCAACACUCAACCCAUGGCUCUCAAGCCAACACCAACUGGCUCAAACAACCCCUUUGCAAGCGGCUUUGCUCGUCCUCAAACAGCACAAGCUUCUAAGCCAUCUCUCGCAACACUCCAAGAGCAACAGACUGCCACCUUCAACAAAACCAACUCUUACAACCCAAUCACCUCGUUUCAAGCCCCACCGAAAGAGCAAGAUCCGCAUCACGCCCGACUUAAUCAACUACUCUCAAGUGGUGAUGGGAUGGACACCUUCGGUAACACUGGUGAAAUGCGAAUCCCGGCGCAGCAUACCGCACCAGGCACAUUUGUCAACAGUGCUGGUGCAGGACUGGGAAGACUUACUGGUCAACAGACAGGUACCAACCCAUUCCUACAGACCCAAUACACCGGAAUGCCACAAACACAAUACGCUGCUGCUGGAUACCAAGUUCCGGCGGCUACUGGUCCCGCUGGUAUGUCGAAUGGUUUCGGUGGUGGAUACGGCUCCCAGCAAAGCCCAAACCCCUUUGGUCAAAAACCGCAACAGAACAAUGGGCAGGGAGGGGGCGACUUAAUACAGUUCUAG
Messenger RNA from Drepanopeziza brunnea f. sp. 'multigermtubi' MB_m1, 1671 nucleotides. RefSeq lists its product as uncharacterized. Gene Ontology annotation, cellular component: clathrin vesicle coat; plasma membrane; endosome. Gene Ontology annotation, biological process: endocytosis; actin filament organization. Lineage: Eukaryota; Fungi; Ascomycota; Leotiomycetes; Helotiales; Drepanopezizaceae. The record is from RefSeq and is a predicted model, not a curated record. Gene Ontology annotation, molecular function: clathrin binding; phospholipid binding.